Aphis gossypii (cotton aphid) is the source of this 2336-nucleotide messenger RNA. Its product is annotated as arrestin domain-containing protein 3-like. The record is from RefSeq and is a predicted model, not a curated record. The transcript is spliced from 6 exons. The coding region runs from base 29 to 1303 and encodes 424 amino acids. Gene Ontology annotation, cellular component: cytoplasm. NCBI's taxonomy places the organism in Eukaryota, Metazoa, Arthropoda, Insecta, Hemiptera, Aphididae. Gene Ontology annotation, biological process: protein transport.
CACACACAACAACAAUUCUAAAAUAACAAUGGGUGUGCAUAAUAUACAGAUAAUUUUUGAUGAUCCAACAGCAGUAUUUACACCAGGUCAAACCAUUACUGGACGAGUCUUAAUUGAGAUUAGUAGAUCUGUGAAAAUCAAAAAUAUAAAAUUGAAAUUCCUAGGAGUAGCUAAUGUUGAUUGGUCUGAGACUGAAUCUCGGACUAACAGUGAUGGCCAAAGUGAAAACCAUUCAGUUAGUUAUACUGCAAGAGAAGAAUAUCUUAAGAGUAAAAUGUUUUUGGUUGGUGAAAAAGGUGAAUUCCAGUUGGAAGUUGGUGAAUAUAUUUAUCCAUUUAAUUUUUCUUUACCACAUCAAUUACCAUCAACAUUUAAAGGUCGACAUGGGAAAGUAUGUUAUACUGCAAAAGUUAAAAUUAAUAUACCUUGGAAAAUGAAUAAAGAGAAAGAAAUAAUGUUUAAAAUUAUUUCUUCUAUAAAUUUAAAUGAAGAUCCAUCAUUAGCUGAACCCAAGAAAGAAAUAAAAGAGAAGUUUUACUGUUGCUGUUUUUGUAAAUCAGGUCCUUUGGCAUUGAUAGUAUGCAUCCCUUAUAGUGGUUUUGUACCCGGACAAUGUAUACCAGUUACAGUUGAAUUGGAUAACAACAGCAACGUGGACGUAGAUACUAUUAAAAUAAAACUGGAUAGAGUAGUGCAAUUUAAAGCACGGUUUCCAAGUAGUAAAACAAAGUCUGAACUAUUCAAGAUUGGAAAUGUAUACAUAGAUGGUGUAAAAAAACACACUUCAAAGACACGCAUGGAACAACUUCAAAUUCCAAAUAGUUUAGAGAUACCCAAUUUAAAGCAUUGUGGAAUUAUAACUGACACAUAUUUUUUAAAUGUUGAGGCUUGUGUUAUUGGUACACAUUUAAAUGAAGUAGCUUCUCUUCAAAUAAUAUUAGGUAAUAUACCAUUGACAAUAGCUAGCAAUGUUCAUCAAUUUGAUUAUUCUUUUCAACCAUCCAAUCAAUAUUGUUUUUCAAAUGAACUAAUUCCAACAAAUUCUUUAUCAUCUACUGGUCUUAAUGGUUCAGUUUUGGUUCCUGGAUAUGCUCAAUUAGAAGUGCCAAGAAACCAACCAUGUACUAUGGCACACAAUGCGUCUUCUCAAAAUCUAGAAAAUAAUAUGAUUCUUACACAAAAUUAUUCAUCGAACAUUCAAUUAACUAAAUUCUUGGAUCCACCACCACCAUAUCAAUUUUCAGAUCCAAAAACUACAUCUGAAAUUCCUACAACUUCUUUUAAGCAAUAUGGCCUGAUUUAAUAAAAUUAGGGCCAAGUGCACUAUUUUUUUAGGGCCCUCCAAGUCAAAAAAAUGUUCUAGAAAAAAUCUACAUAGAGGGGGGAGGGGAAUUGUUGAUAAUAAUAAAAAAAAUAUUUGCAUGUUGUUAAAAGUGUUAAAUACCUAUCUCAAAACUUGUAAAAUAUUUGUACUAUAUUUCAUGUACUAUAAAUAGAAUUUAGUUAUUUGGUCUAGUAAAUUAAGGGCAACGAAAAGAUAAUACUAAUUAAAUUACAUAACAAAAUUAUAAUAUAUUAAAAUAUUAAAAAUACUUAAGAAUCUUAUUAUAUAAAUUUAAAUUUAAAUAAUUAAUCUUCCAUAAAAUUAAUAAAAUUGUAAAAUAACUUAUUAAUUAAUAAUUUAUUUUAUAUAAUUAAAAUGAAAUAAAAAAUGAUCAAUUUCCAUAAUUUCUAUUUUUAUAACAUUUUCUUAACCUUUUUAUUAUUAUUAUUUUAAUAUUUUGUGAUGGUAACUAAUAAGCACUAGGAUGUGGAAUGACAAAAAUAACCAAAAUUCAACUGACAAUUAAAUGAUAAAAAUAUACCUACUGAACUCUGAACAUUGAACACAUUGACAGUUGAUAUUACAUUUUACAAAAUAAAUUGUUGUGGAAUUAAUUUAAAAAAAAAACAAUUUUCUACAACAUACGGAUACCGGGGCCACCCAUAAAUUGGGAGCCAAGUGCAAGUGCUCCAUCUGCAUUUGAGUAAAUCAGGGCCUGUAGUAAUGUUGAAUGGCUCAAGACAAAUCUUGUACGACUUGCUUUCAAUCAAUAAUCAGAUAAUUCUGGGGUGAUAUUUAGUAGUUUAUUAUAUUAAUUCAUAAAUGAUUUUAUUAUGAAUACUGUUCAAUGAUAUGUUUUAAAUAUUUUUAUUAAGACUUUUAAUCAAGAAUUUAUAAAUUAUAUAUUAAUGUUAUUUUAUAAAAAUAUGUUAAUAUUGCACAUGAUAAAGUUAGUCAUAAACAAGUGAGAAUUUUUUUUAAAUAUUAAAUAAAAAAAAAAUGUUGUCUUUAA